Molecule: messenger RNA, 1574 nt
Organism: Pecten maximus
Lineage: Eukaryota; Metazoa; Mollusca; Bivalvia; Pectinida; Pectinidae
Product: soma ferritin-like
Exons: 4
Coding region: 118-636 (172 amino acids)
Biological process (GO): intracellular iron ion homeostasis; iron ion transport
Cellular component (GO): cytoplasm
Molecular function (GO): ferrous iron binding; ferric iron binding
Source: RefSeq, a predicted model, not a curated record
CUUCCUUUUGUUGACAGUUUUGUCUUGCUGCGUCAGUGAACGUACAGACAAAAUUAACAGAUUGGUCGAUAUUCACAACUCUUCUGAUUUUGAACAGCAAGCGUUUUGUUCCUCGACAUGGCACAGACUCAACCAAGACAAAACUUUCACUCUGAAAGUGAAGCUAGCAUCAAUAAACAGAUAAAUUUGGAGCUGUACGCUAGCUACAUCUAUCAGUCAAUGGCCUUUUACUUUGAUCGAGAUGAUGUGGCACUUCCGGGAUUCAGUAAGUUUUUUAAGAAAUCGUCUGAUGAAGAACGGGAGCACGCAGAAAAGCUAAUGCAGUACCAGAACAAGAGAGGAGGUCGCAUCGUACUUCAGAACAUCACUAAGCCUGACCGUGAUGAGUGGGGAAGUGGACUGGAAGCCAUGCAGACCGCACUGUCACUGGAGAAAAAUGUUAACCAGUCACUUCUGGACCUUCAUGGCGUGGCUAACUCCCACGGUGACCCACAGUUGUCUGACUUCAUCGAGGAAUCCUUCCUGACUGAACAAGUGGAGGCCAUCAGGCAACUCUCUGAUUAUAUAACACUAUUAAAGAAGGUCGGACCAGGGCUAGGAGAGUACCAGUUUGACAAGGAAACUCUGCAAGGCUAGACAACCAAUCAGCACACAGCUUACAAAAUCAUUGACCAAUUGGAGGAGCACAAACAUACACAAGAUUUUACUAAUAUUAACAUCACAAAUACUGAAUAUGAUCACGAUUUAUUAGGAUUUAGUAAUUUUAUCCACACAUUACUAGGUCAAGAAAUUACAUAUUGUAUCAGAAUUCAUGGGAAAUAUUUAAUAUGUGAUAUGAUAAGAAAUAAGAAAUUAUGGGAAAUAUUUUUGUGAUAUGAAAAAACAAAAUAGGAAUUUAUGGGAAAUGUUUAUGUGGUAUGAUUAGAAAUAAGAUUUUAUGGGCAGUAUUUAUGUGAUUGAUAAGGAAUAAGAAUUUAUGGGAAACAUUUAUGUGAUAUGAAGAAAGAACAUAUUCAGAUUUUAUAGGAAAGAUUUAUGUGAUGUGAAAAAAAAAAGAUUUUUUUUUUUUUUUUUUUUGGCUGCCCAAUAUUUACAGUUACAUUGUAAAGCAAGAAACUGGUCGUAAUCCUUUGUCUGAAGUGUAAUUGUUGUUUUUGUUGAGUUUAUUGUGUUUCAGUGUUGUAUAAACAUGGUCCGUGCAUUUGUCUUCAAACUGGACCCAACUACAUUGUACACAAGAUUUGGAUACAUUAUUCCUCAAUAUACAUUGUAACAUGAAAGUGAAAAUGUGCUCCGCAUUCAAAAUUUCGCGAACAGGUCAUUAAGAUUUUCUGUUGGACCCAAAGUAUCAAAUGAUUUAUGUUUUUUGAUAUACAGAUGUACAAUAUUUUUACAAGAUAUCAUACAAUCAGCUGGCUUUAUUUUAGAUCAGUUUUACGUCGUCAUUAUAAUAAUUCCAAGUUAACAAAUUCAGGAAGUGUUUUUUUCCUUUGUAUUUUGUGUUACUGCCAAUGUUUACGUGAUUCUCAGGAAAGAUGUAUAUUUGGUAAUAAAUAUUGUCGUAAAAUCCGGUA